This is a messenger RNA of Fopius arisanus, 800 nucleotides long. RefSeq names its product misexpression suppressor of ras 3 (gene MESR3). The record is from RefSeq and is a predicted model, not a curated record. Gene Ontology annotation, biological process: regulation of transcription by RNA polymerase II. Gene Ontology annotation, molecular function: DNA-binding transcription factor activity, RNA polymerase II-specific; RNA polymerase II cis-regulatory region sequence-specific DNA binding. Gene Ontology annotation, cellular component: nucleus. Lineage: Eukaryota; Metazoa; Arthropoda; Insecta; Hymenoptera; Braconidae.
GGGCGUAGAAGAUUGUCAUCGACUGGUGAUGCUGAUACAUCAGCAACAUCAAGUUAUGAGGGAAGUGAAGGGAGUUCAGUCAACAGUGAUGAUCAGACAAGACUCGAUCCUGUAACACAGCCUGAGAGGGAACAAUUGGAGGCCUUUUUCAGAGGAUUGAAGUCUCAGGUUUACGUGUGUGAGUCACUAGCCAAUUUAUAUCUCGGAAGUGCCUCUCAGGCUCAGGGCAACUGGGAGCUGCGAUUCACCGGAAUACCAAUUGUGGUACUGGACCUUGGAGAAACGAGAUCGAGAUCCAAACGACAGAUUCAGAUUUUACUCGCUGAGAGAGGAACCUGUUUCACGUUAUGGCGUGAAACUAUCGACAAUUUAUCCUCGUACAAAGUGUCCGGACCGGCAUUCCACACAAUGUGCCUAUCCUCGGACCACACAAGACUGGCAGGUCUGAGUUUUGACAACGCAAAAGCUGCCAAUGAUCUUUGGCAGCACAUCGAGCGUCUGGUCUCCUGUCCAGAGAACAUAAGCCUCUCAGUACCUGGUAAAAAUAAGAAGAAAAGCAAAAAACCACCGCCGAAGAAGUUCGUUCCACCAGCGAAGAGUAAUAUAAGCCAACCCUGUCAAUUUCAACACAUGACAAGCGUCGAUGCAGCUGACAGAUCGCGAUAUUUUUCCCUGCAGACCCUCGUGCCAGCACUGAAUCAAUUGGAAAACUCGAUCGAACCAACUUUCUAACGUUAAUCCCCAACGACUAGAUAGAACUGCAAAUAUAUCGCAUAAAAUACGUACAGAAAAAUUUAAUU